Messenger RNA from Cucumis melo (muskmelon), 1618 nucleotides. RefSeq lists its product as uncharacterized. The transcript has 4 exons. The coding region runs from base 84 to 1376 and encodes 430 amino acids. Gene Ontology annotation, molecular function: nucleic acid binding. Lineage: Eukaryota; Viridiplantae; Streptophyta; Magnoliopsida; Cucurbitales; Cucurbitaceae. The record is from RefSeq and is a predicted model, not a curated record.
UUAUGAAGAAGUAUCUUGUUGCGUAACGGCCCGCCCCUAUCUUCAGCUUCAGUGAGAAAAUUGUUUUUCCGACCGGAGCAGAGAUGCUCGAUUCUACGCCCCUUCACUGCCGUUUCACCACGAUUCGGCCGUUGCUACAACACAGUUGCCAUUACAACUCUUCAAAUUCGACAAAAUUCCGGCCACCCCACCUCAAUUUGUCUCUUAUCCAGGGCUCCGGACCAAUGGGGUUUCCUGUUUUUGCCAUGAAGAGGUUGGGGAAAGGCGGCAUUGCCCUCACUCAGCCGAGUGAUUCCGACAUUGACUUUGAUGAAUUUUUCGAUGAGGAUGAGGAUAAUUUUCAGGACGAGGAUGAGGAUAAUUUUCAAGACGAGGAUGAGAUUCUUUUGCCGUUAAAGAACACGAGAGAGUGGCAUGCGGCGAGGCCUCGUGGAUUUGGAGAAGGGAAGGUGUAUGAUACUUCGAUUGAAGACAAAUUGCUACAAGAAAUGGAGCAGAUUAGGGAAGCUCAAGCUGCUAAUAUCAAUAAGCUCAAGAAUCAGUCUUCUUCUAAGCCCAAUUCUAGUAGAAAUGUCGUAGAGAUAGCAGCUCCAGAAAUUGUUAGUACUGGAGUUCGUGUACGCAUUAUCAACCUUCCUAAAAAAAAGAACAUUAACAGAGACCUGGUCGUGGCUUUUAAAGGGUUUCCUGGAAUAAUCAAUAUAACUCCUGCAGUCAUUGGAAACAAAAAGACUAGGGAUCCAAUCUGCAAGGGUUUUGCAUUUGUUGAUUGCAAAUCUGAAGGAGAUGCCUUAAGUUUUCUGCAAGCAUUUUCUGGACGGUAUCUUUCGUUUGGAAGGGUUCAGAAGCAAAUAAAAUGUGAAAUAAUGAAUCGACAAACUUCGAGUUCAGCUCGCAAAAGUUCAGUGGGCAGUACCAAUAAUUCUCGACUAAGUAUUCUUGAAGAGGAAGCAGAGCAGUUUGCUGACAUUGACGUGGAUUUAGCAAGUGAAGCCACGAGAACAAAAAUUGAGGAAAACGAAGACGAUUUGGCUUAUGUCAAUGAAUCACAUUCGCACGACGUGGAUGAUAAUGGUGUAGAGUCGAGAACAGAGUUCAAAAUUCAGUCACCAUCUGAAAAGGAAGUAAAUAAAAUUGAUGAACUAGAAGGAAUUCUUCUUCAAGGAAAAGAGGAAAUUCAUAGGGAAGUUUCACCAAUCAAAAGAAAAACAAAGGUUUCAAAGAAAAAGCAACCAAAGGAAAAAGGAGAGAAGAAAUUAUUAACAGAAAUUCCAGGAUCUGCCAAAAGGUUAAGGAUAAAGGAGAAGGCUGUCUUAACUGACGUGUACUCAAGAUAUGGAAAGAAAUCAGCUUUGCUUUCAGAAGAAGGGAGCUAAAUAGAGUGGAUGUUCCCUGAAAUUAAGAACGUAAGAACUUUAACCCAAAAAGCUCAUAUGAAAUGUGAUUUAAAUGCAUAAACUUCAUUUUCUUGGUGAUUAUACAUCAAAUUUGUUCAGUUAGAGGGGCCUUUUAUAGACUUGUGAUACUUGAUUUUUUGUCUCAUUUUAAAAUCAUCCCCUUUUUCACAUUUCUGGACCAUUGAUUGUAAUCUCCAAGGCAAUCCUAAUUCAUUUGUUCA